GAAACCAAAAUUAAAGGGUUUAGGUUUCGACUUUAGUUUUGCUGCUUCCUCAGAUUAAAGGUUUGGUAAUGGCGGUAGAAGAGGAGGCGGAGAAUGAGAGUGACCCCGAGGAAUUGAACCGAAUCUUGAGAGAUGAUGAUGGUUCGGUUAAGGAUGAGAAGAAACAAGAGUUCGCGGCGUUCCCGUACACGCCCUACUCCAUCCAAACCGAUUUCAUGAAUGCCCUCUUUCGUUUUCUCGACAAGGGUGGCGUUUCCAUGCUCGAAAGCCCCACUGGGACUGGAAAAUCUCUAAGCAUUAUCUGCAGUGCUCUACAGUGGCUCGUUGACCGUAAGCAGAAGAAAGUCAACUCUGGAUCAUCAUCCGACGACAAGGUUGUUGUUGAUGGUGGUGAAGAAGAUGAAUCCGAGCCCGAUUGGAUUCGGAAUUUCACUGUAGUCAAUGAUGACAAGGAGACCAUCAGAAACAACAGGAAACACGCCAAGGAAAAAAGACCCUUCCAAGGAGGGGAGGUUUCUGUAAGGAAGCACGAGGCUGCUUCUGGUGGUGAUGAUGAGGUGAACGAGCAAGAGUUUUGUUUGGAAGAAUACGAAAGCGAAGAGGAUUCUUCUUCUUCAUCUUCAAAGAGAAAACCACCUGUUGGAGGAGGUGGUUUUUACACCUCUUCAGAGGAUGAUGAGGAAGAAGAUGACAAGGACGAAGAAGGAGGACUCAAGGUUUUCUAUUGCAGCCGAACUCAUUCUCAGCUUUCCCAAUUCGUCAAGGAGCUGAAGAAGACUGUCUUUGCCCAAAACAUCAGAGUUGUUUGUUUAGGCUCUCGAAAGAACAUGUGCAUUAAUGAAGAUGUUCUUAAGCUUGGGAAUGUGGGCAGAAUCAACGAGAGGUGUUUGGAUUUGCAAAAGAAGAAGUCUUCUCAAGUCUCUAAAAAGAAGAAUUUAGGUACAAACGUAAGGGGAGGACGAACCAAAGCAUCAUCUUGCAGAUGCCCAAUGCUUAGGAAACAGUCACUGCAGAGAGAGUUCAAGGCCGAGAUUCUCCAGCGAGAAGCCAUGGACAUUGAGGAUCUUGUCCAGGUUGGACGAGAAAUGAGAACGUGUCCUUACUACGGUUCUAGAAGACUGGCCCCUGCUGCUGAUCUUGUUAUUCUUCCCUAUCAGUCUCUUCUCUCAAAGUCUUCACGAGAAUCUCUUGGCUUAAAAUUGAAAAACAAUGUUGUCAUUAUAGACGAGGCUCACAAUUUGGCUGACACUCUCCUCAGUAUGCAUGACGCUAAAGUAACAAUGUCACAGUUGGAAGAUGUACACAGCAGCAUAGAGAGUUAUCUUGGAAGAUUCCAGAAUCUCUUGGGAGCUGGAAACCGUAGAUAUAUCCAAACUAUGUUGAUUCUCAUCCGAGCUCUCCUCAAACCUCUUGCCACCACCAGUGACAGGAAUCUCAACGGUGGAAAUAGUGGGCUUGAUACCUCUAAAAGCAGCAAGCCUUGUGGUGGUUGUUCGAUGGCAAUAUAUGACUUUUUGUUCUCUCUGAAUAUAGACAAUAUAAACUUGGUCAAGUUACUUGCCUAUAUAAAGCAAAGCAAUAUCAUUCAUAAGGUGAGUGGAUACGGAGAGAGAGUUGCUAUGUUGCAAAAGGACCCAGCAGCGGCCCAUGAGGAAACGAGCAAGCUAUCAAGUUUUAGAGCUUUUUCUGAUAUGUUGGUGGCACUCACUCAUAACAAUGGUGAUGGGCGGAUCAUAGUCUCUGGCCAACAAGGAGGGUACAUUAAAUACGUCAUGCUCACUGGAGCAAAGUUAUUCUCGGAGGUGGUUGAUGAAGCUCAUGCUGUCAUAUUGGCCGGUGGGACUCUUCAACCUAUAGAAGAAACAAGGGAACGACUCUUUCCGUGGCUACCAUCAAAUCAGCUGCAGUUCUUCUCAUGUAGUCACAUUGUUCCCCCUGAGAGUAUAAUGCCAAUCUCAGUUUCACAUGGUCCGUCUGGUCAUUCUUUUGACUUUAGUCACAGUUCAAGAAGCUCAACAAAAAUGAUACAGGAGUUAGGAUUAUUGAUGAGUAACCUGGUGGCAAUGGUUCCUGAAGGAGUUAUCGUCUUCUUUUCCUCCUUCGAGUAUGAAACACAGGUGCACACAGCGUGGAGUAACUCGGGGAUACUCAGAAGAAUAAUGAAGAAGAAGCGUGUGUUUAGAGAGCCCAGAAGAAACACUGAAGUCGAAGCUGUUCUCAGAGAUUACAAGGAAGCGAUAGAAAGCGGAAGAGGGGCAAUAAUGCUAGCUGUGGUUGGUGGGAAGGUGUCAGAAGGAAUCAACUUCAGCGAUGGGAUGUGUCGUUGCGUUGUGAUGGUUGGUCUGCCUUACCCCAGCCCUUCUGACAUUGAGCUUUUAGAGAGAAUAAAGCAUAUAGAAGGUCUUGGAGAUUCGGAAUCAUCGUCGAAACCUAGUCUGACUUUGGUUGACGACUCUUACUACAGUGGAGAUGUUCAAGCAGGGUUUGGAGUGUUGAAGAGCUGCAGACGGAGAGGGAAAGAGUACUAUGAGAAUCUGUGUAUGAAAGCAGUUAACCAAUCAAUCGGUAGGGCAAUCAGGCAUGCAAAGGACUAUUCAGCCAUUUUGCUGGUAGAUGCUCGAUACGCCAAUGAUCCUUCCAAAAGAACAUCUCAUCCGUCCAGCAAGCUCCCAAAGUGGAUCAAAGAUCAUCUUAUUUAUUCCACCAAAGGCUAUGGAGACGUUCACAGAUUGUUGCACCAAUUCUUUAAACAUAAAAAUGUCGAAAAAUCAUCCUAAAAAUAGCAUGUCAGGAGUGGUGGCUGUAACUAUAAGAAUGAAGCAUCUAUGAGAGAAAAUGUUGGAGGAGGUCUCAUGUUGGGUUCCAAUGGCAAACAAGAAGAAAGAGUUUUAACGUCAUAACAGGAGUAGGGGUUCGUGAAGACAUAUGUUCUCGGUUUUGAAAAGUGUUGAUGCAGAGAGAAGACUUUGGUUGAGCGAGUCUCUUUGUUUAUAAAUAAAUUGAUCUCUGGUAUAUUGUCAAGUGAUACUUACAAAACAGAUUAAAAAAAAACAGAAAUUAGUGUAGAUGCACCCAAAUGGACCAUAUAUUAGUCUUAUACCUUUAGUGUUGAGUCCAUAUUUUUAUGACCGUUUUAAUCCUCUGAGCUACAUGUUCCUAUGA
Molecule: messenger RNA, 3162 nt
Organism: Raphanus sativus (radish)
Lineage: Eukaryota; Viridiplantae; Streptophyta; Magnoliopsida; Brassicales; Brassicaceae
Exons: 10
Coding region: 69-2777 (902 amino acids)
Biological process (GO): nucleobase-containing compound metabolic process; establishment of sister chromatid cohesion
Cellular component (GO): nucleus
Molecular function (GO): hydrolase activity, acting on acid anhydrides, in phosphorus-containing anhydrides; DNA binding; DNA helicase activity
Source: RefSeq, a predicted model, not a curated record